AUGAUUUACAGAUGUUACAUUUAUUUGAUUGUAGGUGGGCAGUUUGAUGUUAAGGAUAACGUCAAACACAACGAACCUGAACCUGUUGAUGAUGAAACUGAUAUUAUUGAACAUUCGGACUUGAAAGCUGAUGGUGAUCCAGAUACCAGUAGAAAAUCAAAUGCAAAAGAAGAUGGUAAACCAGAGAAAGAUGAAGAAUCUGAUGCAAAAGACAAUGGUGAAGUGGUAGAACAAAAUUAUACUGAAAUAGAAACACCUGAAGAAACUACCAAAACUGAAGAUGGUCAAAAGGAAUCCGAAACAGAACCAAUUAAAGAAAAUAUUGAACAUACCGAAACUGAAAAGGUAGAUGUAGAAUCUACUGAAAAUGAUAAGAUUGUCUGUGAUGAUCAAGUUACUGAUGAAAAACAAGAUGAUGCCGUCCAAAUAAAAGAUGAUGAGACUAAACCUGAGAAUGUGAAUCAGCAGGAAGAUGAGGACAGAAGUAAAGAGGUCACAAAAAAGAAUCAAGUAUUAGAAAAUGCUGACCAAGAUGGUGAUGCUCAUGAUUCUGAGAGUGUAGCUGAGGAUAAUUUGGAGAAUAUAGAGGCUGUUGAAGAGAAUGGCCAGGCUGAAGGGCCGAUCUCUUAUGUUGACAAUCCAGGCGAAGAAACAUAUCUGCCAGGACUUGAAUAUGAAACUCAGCCUGGACCUACAGGUUACUAUACUCAAAAUGGUGAAAUGAUAUAUUUGAAUAUUGCUGAAGAUGGGCAGAUGAUUUACCAAACUGAAGAUGGGCGAUUGGUUUACCAGUAUCCAGAUGAAGAUGGUCGUAUCAUAUAUCACACUGGAGGUGUAGAAGUUACAUAUGAUGCUGAAAAUCCAUCUGCCAUUGUUGAGGAUGCUGUAUAUGAUGAUGAGGAUGAUGAUGGUGUUACUGCAGCAGAAGCAGACUAUAAUCUUGAUGCACCUGCAGAAGAUGAACGAGGACCUGAUUUCAGCAAAUAUCAUGGAGAAGCAGAGCAUAGUGAACAUCAAAAUACUUAUGCAUCAUCUCCUGAACCAUCAAGUACUUCUGAAUACAAACCUUCUGAUUCUGGUGCCACUGCUGGUGCCAGAAUGGACCAAAACCCACAAAAUCAAUAUGAGCCUGCUGAUGGCACCAGUGGAUACAAGUCUUGCCCAACACCAAAUAAUAGUUCUUCAAGAAGAGGAAGUCAUGGGACCACAGGAAGUAGGCACCUCUUCAGCCCUGGACCAAGGGCACCACCAUUUAGGAUACCUGAAUUCAGAUGGUCAUACCUACAUCAGAAGUUACUCUCAGAUCUUUUGUUCUCUAUUGAAACUGACAUUCAAGUUUGGAAAAGUCAUAGUACACGUGCAGUAGUAGAUUUUGUGAACUCUGGUGAAAAUCAUAUUUAUAUUGUCAAUGUGACUCACAUGAUCUCACAACUGGCAGACAAUCUCAUCAUGUCAUGUGGAGGACUCUUGCCUUUAUUGGCUGCUGCUACUUCACCUAAUGGAGAAAUUGAAAUUUUAGAACCAAACCAAGGGUUAAGUAUUGAACAAGCUGUAUCUAUUUUACAAAGAAUAAUGAAUAUGACUGAUAUUGUGGUGUUCACUAGCUCAACAAAUUUCUCAGAAUUGGAGCAAGAAAAAAAUAUGCCACCAGGUGGUAUACUUCGUCAGUGUCUACGUUUGGAACUUUUUUUCUUCUUCUUUUUUUUUUUUCUUCUUUUUUUUCUUCUUCUUUUUUCUUUCUUCUUUUUUUUUCUUUUUUCUUUUUUCUUUUCUUUUUUCUUUCUUCUUUUUUUUUUCUUCUUUUUUCUUUCUUCUUUUUUUUUCUUUUCUUCUUUUUUCUUUUCUUCUUCUUUUUUCAGAUUCUUCUUUUCUUUCUUCUUCUUUUUUCUUUCUUCUUCUUUUUUUCUUUUUUUCUUUCUUUUUCUUCUUCUUUUUUCUUUCUUUCUUCUUUUUCUUUCUUCUUUUUUUCUUUCUUCUUUCUUUUUUCUUUCUUCUUUUUUUUUUUCUUUCUUCUUUUUCUUUCUUCUGCAUUUUAAAAUUUCUUCUUCUUUUUUCUUUUUCUUCUUUUUUUUUCUUUCUUUUUCUUUCUCUUUUUCUUUCUUCUUUUUUUUUUUUCUUUUUCUUCUUCUUUUUUCUUUCUUCUUCUUUUUCUUUCUUCUUCUUUUUCUUUUUUUUCUUUCUUCUUUUGGAAAGAAUGGAAAAAAAUUUUUCUUUUUCUUUUUUUUUCUUCUUUUUCUUUCUUCUUCUUUUUUUCUUUUUCUUCUUUUUUUCUUUCUUCUUCUUUUUUUUCUUUCUUUUUUUUUUCUUUUUUUUUCUUUUUUUCUUUUUGUAAAUUUUUUUUUCUUUUCUUUUUCUUCUUCUUUAAAACUUUUUCUUUUUCUUUUUUCUUCUUUCUUCUUUUCUUUUUUCUUUCUUCUUCUUAUUAUUCUAUUCUGUACCGCUGCUGUGAGAAACUGUCUGGAAUGUAAACAUAGAUAUACUCCAAAGACACCUGUAGCAGAACCUUCUCCACCACAACCUACACAGCGGCAAAACUCCAAACCAACAAAUGGUGCUGAUCCUAUUCAUUCCCUUAUUGGAGGUUCACAUCCAUCUCCAAAAAAUAUCGUUGAAAACUUGGGAGGUCAAACUACUCCAAUUAAAGAUGCUGAAAAAUUACUUCAGGAUAUGGACAUUACACGUUUAAGAGCUGUGGUAUACAGAGACGUGGAUGAAACAAAACAGGCUCAAUUUUUAGCCUUAGCCAUUGUGUAUUUCACAUCUGUUCUGAUGGUUUCCAAAUAUAGGGAUAUCUUGGAACCACCCAGCCCUGCAUCCACACCAACUCUGGGACCACACCGUUCAGCAAUUCAUUCCCCAACAUCAAAGGAAGUAUCAGGUAGGAAGCAUAGACCAUGUUAUAUAAUUUUUAUUUAUUAA
This is a messenger RNA of Acanthosepion pharaonis, 2919 nucleotides long. NCBI's taxonomy places the organism in Eukaryota, Metazoa, Mollusca, Cephalopoda, Sepiida, Sepiidae. The record is from the annotation of a GenBank genome assembly.